Molecule: messenger RNA, 933 nt
Organism: Colossoma macropomum (tambaqui)
Lineage: Eukaryota; Metazoa; Chordata; Actinopteri; Characiformes; Serrasalmidae
Product: interferon-induced protein with tetratricopeptide repeats 5-like
Exons: 2
Coding region: 120-929 (269 amino acids)
Biological process (GO): defense response to virus
Cellular component (GO): cytosol
Molecular function (GO): protein binding
Source: RefSeq, a predicted model, not a curated record
ACACUGCUAGACCUGUUUUCUCUUGUGUAGUCAGUGUCAGUGUAGUGUAGUGUAGAGGCUACAGUGUCAGAUUUUUAACUUGCGCACAGCCGAUUAAUUAUGCUGUGUUCCAGUUUUGUAUGAAAAUAAAUGCAAAAAUGAGCCUAAUGGAUGCCUUUAAGACCAGACUGCCUCAUCUGGAAUGUCAUUUUACUUGGGCUCUGAGAGAAGAGGAAUUUAAUCUCUAUGACUUGGGGAACCGCCUAGAAGAGCAGAUUAAAUUGGAAUCUGGGGAAGCAAGAGUGACUCGUGCUUACAGCUCACUGGCAUUUGUUUGUUAUCUACAUGGUAAUCUGCAUGCAGCACUAACACAUCUUCACAAAUCAGAGGAACUUGCAAAAGAAUACUAUGCAGAGGACAGUGAAAAAUUUCUCACAGUUACGUAUGGGAAUUUUGCCUGGUUGUACUACCACAUGGGAAAUUUCACUUUGGCUGAAAAUUAUUUGAGCCAAGUGGAGAGGAUCAAUAUGAAAUUCUCUAACAAAUCAAGUAAUGAAGUCCAUAGGGAGGUCCUCCGGGAAAAAGCCUGGGCCUUCCAUAAGUUUUCAAGAAAAUAUUACAAUGGAGCCAGAGAAUGUUUUAGACAGGCUCUUGAAAUUGCUCCAGAAGACAGUGACCUAAACGCUGGUUAUGCCAUUGUUUUGUAUCAAACAACAAAGGACGCUUCAGGUUCACAGGAUUCACAGACUGUUGUACAACUCAGACGUGCCAUUGACUUGAAUCCAAAAGAUGCUGUACUUCUUUUGUUUUUGACCUUAAAACUAAUCUGCACAAACAAGAGUUCCACUAGCCAUAAGUCUGAAAUCCAUGAUCCCUCAAAGCAAUCUAAAGCAGUCAUUUUGAUGAUGAGGGCACUUGAGAUGUCACCUGAAAACCCACACGUAAUGUGAUACG